This is a messenger RNA of Gavia stellata (red-throated loon), 2064 nucleotides long. RefSeq names its product WD repeat domain 20 (gene WDR20). Bases 1 to 1764 code for a protein of 587 amino acids. Gene Ontology annotation, molecular function: protein binding. The transcript is spliced from 4 exons. The record is from RefSeq and is a predicted model, not a curated record. Lineage: Eukaryota; Metazoa; Chordata; Aves; Gaviiformes; Gaviidae.
AUGGCGGCGGAGGGAGGAGGGAAGGAGAUGAACGAGAUUAAGACCCAGUUCACCACCCGGGAGGGGCUGUACAAGCUGCUGAGCCACUCGGAGUACAGCCGGCCUAACCGGGUGCCCUUCAACUCGCAGGGCUCCAACCCGGUCCGCGUUUCCUUCGUCAACGUCAACGACCAGAGCGGCAACGGGGACCGGCUCUGCUUCAAUGUGGGCCGGGAGCUCUACUUCUACAUCUACAAGGGGGUCCGCAAGGCUGCGGACUUGAGUAAACCAAUAGACAAAAGGAUAUACAAAGGAACACAACCUACAUGCCAUGACUUCAAUCACUUAACAGCCACAGCAGAAAGUGUGUCUCUUCUAGUGGGCUUCUCUGCAGGCCAGGUCCAACUUAUAGACCCUAUUAAAAAAGAAACUAGCAAAUUAUUUAAUGAGGAAAGACUAAUAGACAAGUCCAGAGUAACCUGUGUAAAAUGGGUACCAGGUUCGGAAAGCCUUUUCCUAGUAGCUCAUUCCAGUGGCAAUAUGUACUUGUAUAACGUGGAGCACACUUGUGGUACCACAGCCCCGCACUACCAGCUACUUAAACAAGGAGAAAGUUUUGCAGUUCACACUUGCAAGAGUAAAUCCACAAGAAACCCUCUGCUUAAAUGGACAGUAGGUGAGGGUGCCCUGAAUGAAUUUGCCUUUUCCCCAGAUGGGAAGUUCUUGGCAUGUGUGAGCCAGGAUGGUUUUCUUCGUGUGUUUAACUUUGAUUCAGUGGAAUUGCAUGGUACAAUGAAAAGCUACUUUGGAGGACUGCUGUGUGUGUGUUGGAGUCCCGAUGGGAAAUACAUAGUGACAGGUGGAGAGGAUGACUUGGUAACAGUUUGGUCUUUCGUGGACUGUCGAGUAAUAGCGAGAGGCCACGGACAUAAAUCGUGGGUCAGUGUUGUUGCAUUUGAUCCAUAUACCACUAGUGUAGAAGAGAGUGACCCAAUGGAAUUUAGCGGAAGUGAUGAGGAUUUCCAAGACCUUCAUUUUGGCAGAGAUCGAGCAAAUAGUACGCAAUCUAGGCUAUCCAAAAGGAACUCUACAGACAGUCGUCCAGUAAGUGUUACGUAUAGAUUUGGUUCAGUAGGCCAGGACACACAGCUCUGUUUGUGGGAUCUUACAGAAGAUAUCCUCUUCCCCCACCAACCUCUCUCAAGAGCAAGGACACAUACAAACGUCAUGAAUGCCACAAGUCCACCUGCUGGAAGUGGUGGAACUAACCCAGGAAGUAAUGGAAACAGUAUCACAACACCUGGAAACUCUGUACCCCCUCCUCUUCCACGGUCAAACAGCCUUCCACACUCUGCAGUCUCAAAUGCUGGCAGUAAAAGCAGUGUCAUGGAUGGUGCCAUUGCUUCUGGUGUUAGUAAAUUUGCAACCUUAUCGCUACAUGAUCGGAAGGAAAGACACCAUGAAAAAGAUCACAAGAGAAAUCAUAGCAUGGGACAUAUAUCUAGCAAGAGCAGUGACAAACUGAACCUAGUUACUAAAACCAAAACGGACCCAGCUAAAACUUUGGGAACACCUCUCUGUCCCCGAAUGGAAGAUGUUCCCUUGUUAGAGCCUCUUAUCUGUAAAAAGAUAGCACAUGAAAGACUGACUGUGUUAAUUUUUCUUGAAGACUGUAUAGUCACUGCUUGUCAGGAGGGAUUUAUUUGCACAUGGGCAAGGCCUGGUAAAGUGGGUUUAUUAUCAUCCCAAACCCAGGCCAAUUCUCCAAGUGGAACUGUAGUAUAGCCAUCACACUACUGCUAGCAAAUCUCUGAACACAGGACAAGAAGUAAUGACAGUGGAACCAGGAGCUGUUCUUCAGGCAAAGAGCAUCACAAAUUAUAAUGUGGCAGAGUGUAAACAUGGAAUUAUGUGAAUCACAUAGUAAUUUGCAAAGUAAUAAUGUAAUGAGUUCUUAUUACAGCUAAUACUGCUAGGCUGCUCACCUAAGGAAGAGUUUUCAUUAAAAAAAAAAAAGCAGCUUCCUUUGGUGCUGCAGGAAAAAAUAGUUACAUUUUUGGUUUUCUUUAUACUUUUCAAGUCCAG